AUGGACGCUCCUAUCUCCGUCUGUUCAUAUUCCCUCUCUUUCUCUCUCUCCCUCUCUCUCUCUCUCUCUCUCUCUCUCUCUAAAUCACUAUAUCUCUUCUUUUUUGCUCUGUAUUUUCCACCCGAUUCUACUCACUCCUUUCUACCUGAUUCUACUCUCUCUAUUCCACCCGAUUCUACUCUAUCCUUUCCACCCGAUUCUACACUCUCCUUUCCACCCGAUUCUACUCUAUCCUUUCCACCCGAUUCUACACUCUCCUUUCCACCCGAUUCUACUCUCUCCUUUCUACCUGAUUCUACCCGCUCCUUUACACCGAUUCUACUCUCUCUAUUCCACCCGAUUCUACUCUCUCUAUUCCACCCGAUUCUACUCUAUCCUUUCCAUCCGAUUCUACACUCUCCUUUCCACCCGAUUCUACUCUCUCCUUUCUACCUGAUUCUACCCGCUCCUUUACACCCGAUUCUACUCUCUCUAUUCCACCCGAAUCUACUCUCUCUAUUCCACCCGAUUCUACUCAAUCCUUUCCACCCGAUUCUACUCUCUCCUUUCCACUCGAUUCUAACCUCUCAUUUACACCCGAUUCUACUCUCUCCUUUCCACUCGAUUCUAACCUCUCAUUUACACCCGAUUCUACUCUCUUUAUUCCACCCGAUUUUACUCUAUCCUUUCCACCCGAUUCUACCCUCUCCUUUACACCCGAUUCUACUCUCUCUAUUCCACCCGAUUCUACCCUCACUAUUCCACCCGAUUCUACUCUCCCCUUUCCACCCGAUUCUAACCUCUCCUUUCCACCCGAUUCUACUCGCCCGAUUCCACCCGAUUCUACCCUGUACUUUUCAGCCUAUUUUUCCCAUUCUCUUUUGUAAUCUCGAUUCGAUUUCUUCCCACAUUUUCACCAGUUUGUGA
Acanthosepion pharaonis is the source of this 906-nucleotide messenger RNA. Lineage: Eukaryota; Metazoa; Mollusca; Cephalopoda; Sepiida; Sepiidae. The record is from the annotation of a GenBank genome assembly.